AUCUAUUAUUGAAUUUCUGAGAAAUUCAAUAGCAGAUAGUAAGACGAAGGGCUAAAUCUAAAUAUCUUAUAAAAGUUCUUUUGAUAAUUGUAGUAUUUUUCUGCAAAGCAGAAGCAAUAAAGAAUUUAUUUUAUAAGAUCAAGUUGUAUAUUCUUUAGCAAAAUAUAAAGGAAACAAACACACACAUUAUAUACACAUAUAUAUUACAUAUACAUAUAUAUAUAUAUAAUUUGGACUUGAAUAAUUACAUACAUACUGUGCCCUAACUGAUGUUGGUAAUCUUGAGUUAAGCGAAAAAAUAUUUUUACGGAUGACGUUUAUACGGCGAAAUUGGCGGAGAAACGUUGCGUUGCGGUUAUUAUUACGCGGCUGACGUGCUCGGAUUCUGCGUAUCAGAGGACGGAUUGUGCAAUGGAGAGCAUAUUCCACGAGAAGCAAGAGGGGUAUCUAUGCGCCCAGCAUUGCCUGAACGCGCUUCUACAGGGUCCCUACUUUAACGCCGUGGAUUUGGCAAAUUUUGGUCAUCAGAUGGACGAAGAGGAGAGAAUCCGGAUGGCCGAGUCGGGCGUCGACAGUGAAGAUUACAAAUUGUUUCUAGAGCAACCAUCAGGAAACAUGGACGACAGUGGAUACUUUUCAGUUCAAGUUAUUAGCAGUGCUUUGAAAGUUUGGGGUUUAGAACUGAUUCCAUAUAACAGCACGGAACCAACAGCUUUACUGGCACAGAAUGAUCCUUCGUAGGUUAUUGAUAAUUUAUUCCAAUCGAUUUGUGUUUUGUUUUCAGAUAUUUUGUUCUAUUGCACUUGCGAAAAAGCACUCCUUUCAAAUAUUUUGUAGAAUAAUU
Messenger RNA from Formica exsecta, 844 nucleotides. Its product is annotated as ataxin-3-like. Gene Ontology annotation, cellular component: nucleus. Gene Ontology annotation, molecular function: cysteine-type deubiquitinase activity. Lineage: Eukaryota; Metazoa; Arthropoda; Insecta; Hymenoptera; Formicidae. Bases 412 to 741 code for a protein of 109 amino acids. The record is from RefSeq and is a predicted model, not a curated record. Gene Ontology annotation, biological process: protein deubiquitination. The transcript has 4 exons.